AGGUAAAGAGAAUUCACAUACACUUGUGACCUCCAACCUGAUAACCUUGUAGUAGAUUGACCUGGCGGGUGUGUGCGGCUCGUUUUUGUCACCGGGUCAAGGCCAAAAAAGUCACCCGACAGGUUAACCAGCAGGUUGACAAUCUUGUCUGAUACUGAAGUAAUUAAGUAAAUCACUUGGAUGAUUUUUUAGGAUAAAUGCUAAUUAUUACCGAAACCUUUUUGUCAUUCCUUUUUAUUAGCCAAAACUAUUAAAUUACUAAUAAUUAGCCAAAACUUUUGUAACACAUGAGAAUAUCAGUCAUUUUGGAAUGUUGACAUUCAUGUGUCUCUUCCAAGUCAGUAUAAUGUUGUCAAGUCAAUACUAUUAACAAAAUUGCUAAAUAAAAAUUAACAUUUGACCAAUUAUUAGUAAUUAAUAGGUUUAACUAAUAAAAAAAUUGUAUAAAAUGGUUGGCUAAUAAUUAGGGUUUACGGAUUUUUUUUAUUAUCUCUUCAUUUCUGUUUAUUUCCAGCAAGAAGAAAACGUUUUAACUUUUACUUCCAGUGAGCGGUUAGUAAUUAGUAAGAAAAUCAAGCCGCGCGUUCCGGUGCCGUCCGUCAUUUCUCGCCGGAAUCCAGCUGAGCGAUGGCCGACGGAGGAGGUUGUAGUGGAACUUCACAGCACAGCGGCGGGGUUCAUCGUGUUUUCUUCAGAGUGAUGCUUCCCAGUGUCGUUCGUGAAAAGAAGCUGAAGCUGCCAGCGAAAUUCGUGCGUGGGUACGGCGAUGAACUAUCGUCAAUGGCUAGGCUUUCGUUACCAAACGGCUUCAUAUGGAACGUGGGCUUGGCGAAAACAGCAGCGGACGAGAUUUGGUUUAGUGAUGGCUGGGAUUCAUUUGCAAGCUGUAAUUCAAUCAACUCGGGUUAUCUCAUGGUGUUUAAGUACGUGGGAUCAUCUGCAUUCGAGGUCGAGAUUUUCGACCAGAGCACUUGCUCAAUCCGCUAUGAUUCUGGUGGACAUUGUGUCAAUGCCCCACGUAGCAAGAGGCAGAAACGGGUGAAACACUGUGACUGUGAGCCUGCCAACAAGGCUGGAGUUGAUGAUGGUGAUGGUGGUAGUGAAGACCAGUAUGAUCUUGAGAAUUCGAAGCCUUUUCCUGGUAAAGGUGAGGAUGGUGGUGAUAGCGGUCACAUUGCUACCAGUCAAACUCCAAAGGCGAGGAGGACAAACGGACCGAAAAGGAGGAGAACUCAGGUGAUUGAAAUUACUUCGAGUCCUGAUUCUCAAGUUGCAAGUGAGACUCUCGAAACUGGUGAUCCAGAGAAGCUGCGGAGCUGUUUAGCAGCAAAGGGUAUUCAUACAAGUAAAAAGUUGCCCCUUCUAUCACCCAGCUUGUACAAAAGCUGCAAGAAUGGGAUACAAGAAGCUAUGAAAUUGAAGCUGAAACAUCCUAGUUUCCUUGCUGUGGUGCAUUCAGUCGGCGUCAACAGAGCUGCCAGACCAUUCACAAUACCAGCUUCGUUCAUGACAGACCAUAUUCGUGGAGAAUGUAAAAGCAUUACGCUCGAGGUGUUCAAAGGGAGAGGAGGGGUUAACAAGUGGAAGCUUGGGACAACAUUGAGAGCCUGUUCGGGGGCGGGGCUGCUUAUGGCAGUUGGAUGGACAGACUUUGCAAGUGAUAACAAUUUGGGGAUAGGGGAUGUUUGCCUCUUUCACCUGAUAAGUUCUGAGGAUCGUGUGAUGAGAGUCUCGAUAUUUAGGGCUUUACCUGGAGUAGAAGAAGAGGAAGAGAUGAUAUCAUUAGCACCAGUAUGAGAUGUUCCAUUAGCAUGUUGUUGAAGAGGGUUUAGGGUAGAGCCUAUAUUAGGAGAAGAACAGAGGGUACUAUUUGCUGCUUCUUUUUUCCUUUUCUUUCUUUUUACUGGAUGAUCAACCAUUUUGUAGCCAGGCACACAAGAAAGCAAUGAUUUUUUUUGUUGAAAAUGAAUUCCCAUUUUAUGGCCCAAGUGAUAUAGGUUUGAUGAGGUUGCCUGCUACCAACUGACGGAGCAACUGUGAUGGAAGGUCUGGUAAUGGGUCGAACUUUCAGUGUGCUCCUCUGUUCACUGUGGUGGAUUGAGCUUGAGCGGUUGCCCUGGAUUGGAUCGGCCGAAACAUUGCUCGAAUAGCAGCAUUGUGUAAUCUAACUUCAACAGCCAGUGAUGGCUGUCAAACUCGAAUCCCUGCUUUAUAUGACCUUUUUUGCUUGACUGUGGAGCUCAAACAGUUGAUAGACAAUUUUUGUUCCCUUCAACGAAAGCCUCAAACUUGGUGGGUAUUGGAGAACUUAACAAACUAAAGUUUGGACG
This is a messenger RNA of Linum trigynum, 2330 nucleotides long. The record is from the annotation of a GenBank genome assembly. Lineage: Eukaryota; Viridiplantae; Streptophyta; Magnoliopsida; Malpighiales; Linaceae.